CGGCUGGCUUACUUGAUUAAUUUCAAGUAUGAAAAAAAUCCACAUACGACAACAAAUAUUUUGACGUUUAAUGGGAGCGAAUAGGAAAAAUACUGAUUGGCUCAAUAAUUAGAAAUUUUUGGUAAAAUUCAGCAAUUUAGCCAAUAGUAAUGCGUAAUUCUAUAUAAAAUUUAAUAUUACAUUUGUUUAAGUCAAAAGUUUAUAUUAAAAACGACCUAUAAUAACAAUACUGAAUAUAAAAUAGAUGUACUCCGCGUUAGGGAAAGUGUUAUAGGGGCGUAGGUGCGUUUGUGUGUUUUUCUGAUUGGAAGUGACACUUUGAUCCAAGUGAAAAUUGAGAAGCAUACUCUUGUUUAACUACCUACGACUGAGCAAAAUAAACACAAUAAUCAAGAAGGAAUACUAUAUAGAAAUAAGCAAUUUUUGCCUGUACUAUAAAAGUACUGGAUAAACCAUUCCACAAAAUCCGGACUGUCCUGCUUAUGCCACAAAUGUUUUUGGUUGCGCAGCAAGCUUAAAAAUAAACAACGACUAAAUGCGUGCAAAUGUUAGUCUGAUGUUGUCGCAUGGUGCUAGCGAAACUGUUAUGUCGCGGCCAGAUUAUGAGCAGAACUCGCUACAUCAUGGUUGUUUAUUGGUGCUAUUACGUGGCGUAGGACCAUCGAAGCCACGUUCAUUGCAAAAAGCGUUCGAUAAGGUACGCCGCGUCAGCAAUGUUAAGAUAAAUGACUCCUCAGGUAUUACACGUGAUAUUUGGGUACGAUACAUACAUGACCAUCCUGUAGAAAAUAAUGAUUGGGGUGAUUUUCAAACCCAUCGUCGGCUACUUGGCCUAGUGACUAUUGGAAAAUUUGAAAAUCAAACCGAGUUAAACGAACUUUGUAGGCAACAUGAGUCUCUCAAAGUUCGUUACAGUGGUACACUGUAUGAUUCACGUGCAAUAUUCUUUGGUCCAACAUCAGCAAAUACGACUGAUAAUGUCAAUUCCGCCGGUGGUGAUCAACAGCAUGUAGAUUCCAGGAAUAAUAGUUCUAAUAUUAAUUCUAAUAGUGUAGGAAUUCAUUGCACACGUCUACAGGAUGAAUUCACCACACCCUCCAAUUUUAAGGCCCAAGCAUAUUUCUAUCGUGAACAGGAUUCUUGCAGUGACUUGGAGUCACACAUUGCUGAAUUUAUACAUGCGUUAUUUUGGGUUUUAGAAUCUAAACGUUUGGAUAGAUCACGUGAAAAGGUGGAAAAAAUUAGUUUGCUUUUAGCGCCUAAGGAGAAACGUGACUUUGUCGGCAUGGAUAUGGAUUCACGUAUGAAUCGUAAACGAUGCGUUGGCCGAGUCAUGAAAAAUUUGGCUGACUUGUCUUUGCAAGCUGGUCUAGUAGUAGAAGCAUUGGGUAUGUAUCAUAGUGCUUGCGACACCUUGCGUGCCAUAGGUGAUUCAUUGUGGGUAGGUGCCACAGAGGAGGGUCUGUGUUCGGCUUCAGCGAUUCUCCUGUACCCACAUUUGCGUGAAAGUGAUACGCUACAUCGAAAUACAUCUUUACAAGACGCAGGUUCUUCUCCGCUGCGUAAUACGCCAGAAAAAUGGCGUGCCAGUGAUGUCACUGUGAAAGUUCAUGCGAACGAGCAUCAGCAUAAUUCCCAAGAUGAUGGGCCUGCCGUCACACAAAUGGCAUCUGCAUCAUCAUCUUGCUCCUCAGUAUCUUCCCUCUUGACAAAUUCUCCAACUUCCGGCACGCCAUCAUCAUCCUCUUCUACGUCCACCAUCUCAGCGGCGCAACAUGGCUUACGUACAGCCGAAUUGCCUAGCAACAUACUAAAACCCGACGAGCUUCAUGGGUACUAUAGACGUGCAAUUAUAAAUUAUAGCAAAUAUAGUCAUGCCGCUGUUAUAGAAACCGAGGCGGCUUUAAAGGCAGCACGCAUUUGUAUUGAACAGAAUCGGCCAUUAGAUGUCGCCAUGUUUUUACAAAAUAUACUAUAUUUGAAUGUGAGCAUGAGCGAACCGGAACGUGUGAAGCGUUUCGAAGUCAUAACAGAUUUGUAUCAUCAAAUCGGCUAUAGACGUAAAGCGGCGUUCUUUCAACGCUUAGCGGCACUUAAAUACGUCCAACAGGGCAACCCUAACCCUGAUUGGUCACAAACGUAUCGCUUGAUGUUGGAAAGUUUCCCUGGUUAUUUACUUUCGCUGGACCCAAUGGAAGUGAUUGAUAAUGCGGCGGGUUGGCCGACAUUACAAAUAGAUUUGCUGCAAGGUGUCAUAGCUGCCGCACGACGUUUGGGACAAUCAGCAUUAGCCACACGACACAUGACUUUCUUGCUGCAAACACAAUGGGCGCACAUGACGCCAACAGAGCAAAGCGAUAUGUCUGUGCAAUUACAAAAUUUAAGUGCGCAAUGUGAAGGUUCACCUGUGCCUUUGGUGCUAGAAAACGGCACUGUCAUACCGCCAGCCAAUCUAACUGAUUUGCCCUAUUGCGUGGACUUGGUUGUGCGAGAUUUGCCGGCUCAUCUGCGGCCGCAAAGGAUAAAAAUUGUUAAAGCAGAUAGUGGACCCUUUCUCUUCACGCCUAUACAUCUAAACUCGUUGGAUAGACGGGAAAAGAAACGUGAAAAAAAUAAAAUUGCCUUUCUAUGGGUGCAAAACAAUUUGAGCGAAGUAACGCUCCGUCUGCGCAAUCCACUACCAUUUGAGCUGACUGUCAGUGAUAUGCGAUUACUUACGAAUGGCAUCGUAUUUGAAUCGCUGCCCCAAACAGUCAUCUUACAGCCACAUGUACCAACCACUGUCACACUGCAUGGCACGCCCAUUGAGGUGGGCCAAUUGGAAAUACAGGGUUAUAGCACUCAUGCGCUUGGCGUCAAGUCUAAUUGUCGUUUGAAGAAUAUGCGUGGUCGCAAAUUUCCGCCCAAUUAUUUAGUGGAUGUAAUACCAGCGCUGCCUCGUAUAUCUGUGAAGACCUCUUUGCCGCAAACAGCAACAUUCAGCCAACUGGCAAGCUCAGAUAUUGUCAUUACAUCCGCCAGUUUAACUUUAUAUAAUGGUGAAUCAUCAACUUGUAUAAUAACCAUAACGAAUGACAGUGCUUUGCCCGUGGAACAUUUGGAAAUAAGCAUCAAUUCGAAUGUGGAACCUGAAAUUCAAAAGAAAAUAUUCUCAAUCGACGAAAAGGCUUUACAAACAAAGCUACCCAUUCAGCCGAAUAGCUCAAUCGACUUCACGGUGCAUAUUUAUGGCGAGGCUGAUUUUAUCUGUCCCAUUGUAAGUCAACGUGCCGCUUCCGUGCAUUCUAGCAGCACAAUGACUGCUACCUUGCAAGCAGAUUUUGCUGGUGGUAGUGGUGGUGGUGGUGCUGGUCCACAUUCAUUGCAAUACUCUACACUUUCCUCAUCGGGUCAUGCGAGUCUGCCAUCCCGAGUCAGUUCACCCAAUCAACAACAAACGGCGCACAAUCGACGCAACGAUCCAAAUAAUCUAAGUUUUCGUUCAUCCACAUCGGGUGGCACGACAUCGCUAGCUGCGCUUAGCUUGCCGGCAGGUGGAGCGCAUGGUAAUAGUGGUCAAGGUUAUGGACAACAUGUUGAGGCACAAUUUCGUAUAAAAUACUCAGGUGGUGAAGGCAUGCAAGAGGGUUACUGCCGUCAAUGUGCAAUAUCGUUUAAUCUUGAGCUUUUACCGAGCGCGCAAAUAACCAGCUGGGAUGUGUUGCCGGCGGAAAUCCCUUCACAAUUUUAUUUGGUGCUCGAUGUUUCCAAUUUGACUGCUCAAGAAAUGUCGCUCAACUACACUAACAAUAAAAGUAUAUUAAUUGAAGCCAAAGAGAGUUGUCGUGUGCCAAUACCAGUCGAUCGUUGUUCAUUAGAGCAAGUGGUGGCGGCACGUGAGGCGGAAUAUGCUGAAAAUAUGGAAAAGGAUCUUUGUUAUCGCACCCAGUUGCUCUCCUUCAGCGACAGUAUUAGUAAAUUAUGUUCAGAGCACAUAGCGGAGCGUGUGAAAAUCAGUUGGCUUCUCACUGGCACCGAUAUACAGGGUAUAGCAUCACUACAUGGCAUCGUGUUGACAUCAGCUAUGAUUGACUUGACAACUGUUUCACCGCUACAAUGGACGGUAUCCUUCCAAAAUACACCCGUUCAACCGCAAUCGGAAAUCGUUUGCGCCGCCGGUCAGAGCGCCAUAUUGAAUGUUAGUGUUUGCAAUCAAUCAGCGCAGCCAUUACGCAACCUGGUGCUUACGAUAAAGUUCUAUCAGGACUACUUGAAUGGCAUGGAAAAUUAUAAUUUAGAUACACGCGUUGCCAUUUCGGGUUCAAAUAGAGUUUCAAUACCUUUUCUACAAAAGCACGCACAAAUUCAACACGAAUGCACGGUAAUUUUCUUUACACCUGGCCGUUUUAAGGCGAGCAUACAAUGCUGCUCUAAACCUCAAGUAUCAGCAGCAGCAGCAGCAGCAGUAGCAGUUACAACACAAUCAGCAGUUGGUGCCGCCACCCAAACGUCGGUAGAUCCAAAUGUGCCUACUUUACACAUAAAUGAUAUUGUUGGCAGCGCUGCUAGUUAUCAUGAGCAACAGGAACAUAUUUGGAAAUUCAUACCGCCUAUUGAGGUCACUGUCAUUGAGCAAUAAUGGAAAAUAUGUACAUACAUACAUAUGUAUUCGGAAUUAAAAGUUCUGUUUUGUGAAGCUAAAAAAUUGGUACGCAAAGGUUUUGUUAUCGCCUUGUUGAGACGUCGACGUUUUGCUAGCUGUUAAUUUAAAAAAAUUGUCAACGUUCCAUGCAAACACAUUGCAUUAUACUCGUUUAUGAUAAAAUUUUGUUAUUUGUUCAUAUCAUAUAUAUAUAUAUACAUACAUAUUUGUUUACUUAAUUGAGUUGAGUAAAAGUGACUUCUGCGUUAAGUCGUAAGAGUGCAAUAUUUGAUCGCUCUGU
Molecule: messenger RNA, 4922 nt
Organism: Ceratitis capitata (Mediterranean fruit fly)
Lineage: Eukaryota; Metazoa; Arthropoda; Insecta; Diptera; Tephritidae
Gene: brun
Product: protein brunelleschi
Exons: 9
Coding region: 536-4618 (1360 amino acids)
Cellular component (GO): trans-Golgi network
Source: RefSeq, a predicted model, not a curated record